Messenger RNA from Neolamprologus brichardi, 2687 nucleotides. The record is from RefSeq and is a predicted model, not a curated record. NCBI's taxonomy places the organism in Eukaryota, Metazoa, Chordata, Actinopteri, Cichliformes, Cichlidae.
UAUUUAUACUGGUAUACCAUAAAAUGUAAUUUCAUUAUUAAAUAGUGCAAAUAUGUUUGUUUUUUUGUUUUUCAAAUUUCCUUAAGCAACACACCAUCAUCAUCACUUGCUCUGCUUAAAUACUUUAAGCCAGCGAAUUCAGAUCUUAUUCCUGCCUAAUAUUUGUUUGCGAUGUCAAGUUUAAAUAAAAAAUCAAAAGGGUUUGAGACUGAGUGUUUGUAACAAACCAUUUACUGGGUUUAGACUGCGUUUGUAUAUUGCUCUUCCUACAGUUGUUAGAAUGACAUUUCAGCACCACAGAAGCGGACAGCGACGCUUUUAAAUUUUUUACAAAGGAGCCACACGUCUUUCAUUUACUGCAAGCAUUUUCACCCAAAUCAUAAAAAAACAAAGUGUUUUAAUAAGAAGACAACUUUAAUAUUGUAGUUGUCAAAGCUUAUUUACUCGCAUGAAGAUUAAUGAUAACGUGGAUAUUCUACCAUCCCGUUAUUCCUUUCACAAACUGUUACUUAUUUAUAUCGAAUUUUUCCCCAUAUGUGGCUGUGUCUUUAAAAGCACUCCUCACCUCCCUUCUUACUGGGUAGCAUAGAUGAAUUGUGUGCACCAAUGAAUCGUGCAAACAUACAAAGGGAUCUAGUCCCUCCCCCAUGCACACACAGCACCCGAAACUGUUAUAUUGCAAUGAGCUGGGUGAGGAGAAGCGAUGCUCUUAAAAGAUUUAAAUCAAUUUUGUUCUUCUGUGAGGAGAUUUUGGAUAUUUACCUUGGAUUAAAAUGUUAUAGCCAUGGAUGGUAAAUUUCGUUCUUUUGUUUCCUUCUCUGGGAAAUAAUUAUAUCGGAUCCGGGAUGACAAAGACAAUAGGAUACCGAGACUGGAGAUGGCAGGUGCUUUGGUGGCAUCUUUUCUUUCUUUUGUGGAGUACAAUAGACGGACAAACUCGUUACAGCAUCCCAGAGGAGCUAAAACGGGGAUCUGUGGUAGGAAAUCUUGCCAAAGAUCUGGGUUUGGGACUGUCUGAGAUUUUUGACCGUAAGCUGCGCGUUGCUUCUGAGGCUGGUGAGCAGUAUUUCAGCGUGGAUGCGGGGAAGGGCGAGCUCGUGGUGAAUGACAGAAUAGACAGAGAGGCUUUAUGCGGACAAAGCGCCAUCUGUGUGUUGACGUUGCAAGUGGUCAUUGAUAAACCUUUACAGUUGUACCGAGUGGAGGUGGAAAUACAAGAUAUCAAUGAUAAUUGCCCUACAUUCCCAUCUCCAGAAACAACAUUGCAGAUAGCAGAGUCGACAGCGGCAGGGGCACGUUUUCCUUUGGAGACCGCGCAAGAUCUUGAUGUCGGAGUGAAUUCAGUGAGAUCGUAUAGUUUAAAUAAAGACGAUUUUUUUACUUUAAAGCUUAAAGAUGUCUCCGGUGGAAGGAAGGUGCCAGAAUUAGUCCUCUCUAAAUCCCUCGACAGAGAAAAAAAGCCUACACAUCACCUCCAACUAACAGCUAUAGACGGAGGAAACCCGGUGAAAUCUGGGAUAUCUCAGAUAACCAUAAAUGUAUUGGACAUUAAUGACAAUUUCCCUGUUUUUGAGAAAAAUGUUUACAAAGUCUCUGUAAGUGAAAAUAGUGUGCAGGGUACACCCAUUAUUAAACUGAUAGCAAAGGAUAUUGAUGAGGGUCUCAAUGGAGAAAUUGAGUAUUCAUUUGGGGGGCACACACCAGACAGUAUCUUGUCUUUGUUUGAUAUUGAUUUAUUAACCGGGGAAAUUAGUCUGACAGAGAGUUUAGAUUUCGAAUCAAAUGCUAAUUAUGAAAUGGAUGUUUCCGCUAGAGACAAAGGGACUCCGAGAAUGGAGGGGCAUUGCUCUCUCCAUAUUGAAGUAUUAGAUGUUAACGAUAAUGCUCCAAAUAUAUUUCUGACCUCCCAACCUAACCCUGUGCCUGAGGAUGCACCAAGUGGGACUGUAGUAGCGUUAAUCAGUGCAAGAGACAUGGAUUCCGGUGACAAUGGUAAAGUGACACUGCAGCUCCUUAAGGGCUCUCUUUUUAAACUGAAACCCUCUUUUUCUAAUAAUUAUGCACUGGUUACCAGCGGUCCUUUAGACCGAGAGAGUUCCUCAGAGUAUAAUAUAGAAAUAACAGCUACUGAUUUAGGGUCCCCUCCUCUGUCGACAAAAAAGACUAUUAAUGUCACUAUCACUGAUGUUAAUGAUAAUGCUCCUGUAUUCACUCAGAAAACCUAUAAUGUGUAUUUAAAAGAGAAUGGAGUACCAGGCUCUGUCCUGUACUCAGUAUCAGCAUCUGACCUGGAUUUCGGUGAAAACGCAAAGGUCUCUUACUCUAUACUGGAUUCUAAAGUGCAGGACGUUUCUGUCUCAUCGUAUGUUUACAUUAACUCAGAUAACGGCAGCAUCUACAGCAUGCACUCGUUUGACUAUGAGAAACUGAAGGUGUUUCAGAUUCAGGUCCAGGCAAAGGAUCAGGGCUCUCCGUCUCUCAGCAGCAACGCCACUGUCCAUGUUUUUAUCCUGGACCAGAACGACAAGUCCUGUAUGUCUCCAAUGUCAGAGUACAGCGAUUUCACUCUGAUUAAACCCAGCAGCACCACAGACUUUAAGGAGGUGAUCAGUGUUCUGGAUGCUUCUUUGCCCGACAGCACCUGGACCUUUGAGAGCCAGCAGGUGAGGCGAAAAUUGAAGAAAUAA